AAAACGUGCAUACUAUGGCGCUGUGUACUAUGGCCAAGGUCCAGAUGAUGAUCGUUCAUUCUCGUACAUGGGAGCUGCGGGAUACACACUCUCUAGCGACCUCGUUAUAGACAUUGUUGGUUCAAAUUGGGUUAGUUCAAAUAUCAAAGGUUAUGAGGAUCGGCUAGUGGGUGAUUGGAUAUGUCAUGUGGCUAAAGAGAAGAAGUACUUUGUGCAUUACGUCGGCUUUACAACAACUUGGAAGGCCAUGCGCCAAUCUCCCUUCCAUGAUUUUGACAAGGAUCUGGACCUCGACCCUAGUGAGACCAUCCUGAUCCAUCAGUUAAAGGGCCUCGAGAAGUGUAAUGCUAUGAAGUAUACGUAUGUCGAAUACGAAGGAGGAUUGCCAAUGCUCAGAGUAAUUCGGAAUUCAACCGCCAAAGGCCUGGUUACAAAGAAGGAUAUUAUUCCAGACUGCUGGAAAAAAGAACAGAUCUGGAAUCAAACUUUGCAGAAUACCUACAAGAACUGGUUCUAUGAAGCAUGGGGCUUUAAGGAAGGGAAGUGUUAUUAUGGGCCCGUGGAUGAUAUAGGGAUUGCUGAAUAG
Molecule: messenger RNA, 586 nt
Organism: Acaulospora morrowiae
Lineage: Eukaryota; Fungi; Glomeromycota; Glomeromycetes; Diversisporales; Acaulosporaceae
Source: the annotation of a GenBank genome assembly